UAAUUCUACAUGAAGUGCACGGGACAACAGCAGCCUUUCCGUAUAGGACUGAUGCCAAGGCGUUGAAACCACUUAUAUGGAAAACUAAUUCAAGGAUGAUAUUUUUCUUCAGACUAUUCGGAUGACAGAAACAUGAGAAGAGCGCCAAUUUGCGACUGUGUGACUUUACUGCUGAUUCUCGUGCGUUUGCAGCUGAUGAUCAGUAGAUUCGGGAUGCGCUGAAAGCAACGCGAUCUGGAUGUAUACAGGAACGCAUCGCAAAGGAACACCGUACUUUGUUGAAUUGAUUAAAGAAGCGAAGAAUAAAUCUUGCUCGACAUAAACAAUGUAAAAUGCGAACCUCCCGUUUCUCAAAACGAACUGUCACCCGUUCUCUCUCUGGAAUCGAGUCUUCUUCGUGAACAACAUGACACGGACGCGCUUCUGCUGUCAUUAACGGGGACAAAUCAGACCAACACAGCGACAAUCCAAUCAAUAUAGUAUCGAUGAGCUCAUAUAUAAGGCUAAUCAUCACGCCUGCCUAUGUUUGCUUAACCUCUUUUGGAGAGUAUGCUGUGGGACGGUGAACAAACUGCUGACAAGCUCUGUGGGAGUACAUGGAUCCAUUUUUGAGCUCCUCAAGAGAUUUUAGCAUUGAAAAUAUGAUAUGUGCUUUGCAAGAUGACUCCAACAGUCAACAUAACUACGGACAAACCAGAUCAACCAGUUGCUCCAAUUCAUGUGUAAGCACUCUUAGUUUGGUCUGGAAUUAUGGGGUGACUGCUAACUCGACUCGGUGAAAAGCCAUGGAUGUGAACUACUCCACAGUCCUGGACAGCAGUGUGUCGCAGCGCGAUUCAUCAAAGCGAGUUCUGACUGGUUGUUUCCUCUCACUCCUCAUCCUGACCACCUUACUGGGGAACACAUUGGUCUGUGCUGCAGUCACAAAGUUUCGCCAUCUGCGCUCAAAAGUCACCAACUUCUUUGUUAUAUCACUGGCUAUUUCUGACUUGCUUGUGGCCAUUUUGGUGAUGCCAUGGAAAGCGGCCACAGAGAUUGUAGGUUUUUGGCCGUUCGGCGCUUUCUGCGAUGUUUGGGUGGCCUUUGACAUCAUGUGUUCCACUGCCUCCAUCUUGAAUCUGUGCGUCAUCAGUGUGGACCGCUACUGGGCCAUUUCUAGCCCGUUUCGAUAUGAACGCAAGAUGACACCCAAGGUGGCGUUCAUCAUGAUAAGCGUGGCAUGGACGCUGUCCAUCCUUAUCUCCUUCAUCCCUGUGCAGCUAAAUUGGCACAAAGCCCAGACAACCAGUUAUACAGAGCUUAACGGUACCUAUGGCGAACUUCCCCCAGAUAACUGCGACUCCAGCCUUAAUCGGACAUACGCCAUCUCCUCCUCGCUGAUCAGUUUUUACAUACCUGUGGCUAUUAUGCUGGUCACUUACACCCGCAUCUACCGCAUUGCCCAGAAGCAGAUUCGUCGGAUCUCAGCGCUAGAAAGAGCUGCUGAGAGCGCAAAGAACCGCCACAGCAGCAUGGGAAACAAUGCCAGUAUGGAAUCUGAAAGUUCUUUUAAGAUGUCUUUCAAACGUGAAACCAAAGUUCUCAAGACCCUCUCGGUCAUCAUGGGUGUUUUCGUGUGCUGCUGGCUGCCCUUUUUUGUUUUAAACUGCAUGGUUCCUUUCUGCAACCCAAAUGAGAGCACUGACUUCUUGUGCAUCAGUUCCACCACAUUUGAUGUGUUUGUUUGGUUCGGUUGGGCGAACUCAUCACUCAACCCCAUCAUCUAUGCCUUCAAUGCUGACUUCCGAAAGGCAUUCUCCAUCUUGCUGGGCUGCCAUCGGCUCUGCCCGGGCAGCAGCGCUAUAGAGAUUGUGAGUAUCAACAACAACUGUGGCCCUCCGUCUACUUCUCAGUAUCAGCCUAAGGGCCACAUUCCCAAGGAGGGGAACAACAGCAACUAUGAGAUCCCUCACAGUAUCAUUUGCCAAGAGGAGGAGAACCAGAAGAAAGAGGAUGACUCUGGCAUAAAGACCUUUGAUAAACUGUCACCUUCCAUGUCAGGCACUUUGGAUAGUGAUGCAGAUGUCUCACUAGAAAAGAUCAACCCCAUUACACAAAACGGACAGCACAAAUCUAUAUCCUGCUGAGCAGCAGGUGAGAUCUGACUCCAGCAAGGAAUCCUUGUUUAUAUACAGUACAGAAUCCAAAAGCUUCACUGAGGACCUUAAUAACAAUUCUUGGACUUAACGAAACUUGUGGAAAACAAAAGAAUGUUCCAAUCGAAGGCACUUUAUGCUGGAUAACUAUCUGCAAAAUUUUCACAGCAUUUAUUAUUGACAUUAACAGGUCAGUUGUUGCAAAACAUCUAUGGAAAGUAAUGUGAACAAACAACGCAUGCAUAUGUAUACAUGUGUAUACGUAUGCAAGCCCGCGUGCUUGUGAAAGAACUAUACUGUUGUUAAUAUAAAGACAAGAGUAAGGUCUCUAGUAAAAUAUCUUGUAGGUGAGUUUACUUUAAUGGCUCACAGGUAGUGAAAUUUGGUUGUGUCUACUCUGUCGACAAUAAAAUGUACAUAGCGUUGUUUAAAUUUUUCACCAUUUAUCAGAGUUGGCUAAGUCAACGUCUCCUUACGCUGCUAGUUGUGAAAUUGUAUGUGCAAACUACCCCAUAAUGUGACUUGAGAGCAGUAGCCAUUUUUCAACCCAGUCUUCUAUGUGUGCAUUGGUGUGAUGUCAAAGACGUUGGAGAGCAGUGGAUUUUUCUGCUAUGUGAUUUAUUAUCAGCUGUGGAAGUGACCAUGAUAGUUGGAUGUAAUUUUUAAUAUGUUGAUGUCAACGACUACUUCCUUACCCAAGCCCUUCCUCACUGCCAACCCAUCAGUUGUCACAGCACAGGGAAAACACAAUCCCAUUAGUAAUCUCACUGGUCAUUACUUUCACUUCAAUUGUCGAAAGCUUUAAGAGGGAAAUUGGUUUAUUUUAAACCCCAUGCCCUGGAGAUCUACCAGUUUACAAUUAUGCUUUUAAACGUUAGCGAAUCCUUGCUCCGCUUUUCCUUUCUCGAUUCCAUCCACUCUAAAUGUACUUUCAGGCACCACGGCUGCCUUCAAACGGUUUCUUUUGCCAAAUCUGUGGAUGAACUUUGCUUUGGGACAUGUGAAAUUCAGCUAAUGUACAACGGAAAACUGUAAUGACUGUAUCUUAUGCAAUGCUUCUGUCCAGCCACCCAGAAAGAUGUUGUGACCUUUUUGAAAACCCGAUAAGAAGGCGCUUCAAAGCAUAUCCAGGAUGAAAACCCUUUCGCAUCAUGCAUAGUUAUUGUUCAGAAUCCAGCCCCUGAACUGUUAUGUCAGCUGUCCAAUGGGAAGGUGUACUGUAUGAUUACCAAUGCGUGUUACAUCCAUGGGUACAUUUGCCUUUUAGCUCGGUAUUUCAUUGUCCUACGGAAUGGGUGACAUAUAAACUGCCGUCCCACUUUUAAUAAUUUGUUGAGCUGUUUUGUUAGGUUAUGCAACUGCCCUUGAUCUAAGUUAAUUCCAGGGCCUUCCAUGCAGCGAGAGCUUCAUAUGAACAUCAGGAUUUGACUGAACUGACGUGUUCUCAGAGUACAUUAGGAAUGUAAGCAAGAUGUAAACGAGACCAACGUGAUUACUAUAAAUCAACGAUGGUAGCUUUAAAAUCAGUUUGCCCCUUUUUUGUUGACCGUCGUAACAGAGAAAAUCUCUCAUAUUUUGCCUUCAUUUAUACCCUGUGCCAAAAUUAUAAGGACGUCUUGUUCAGCAGCCUUCAUCUACCCUAAUAUUCUCCUUUCUAUAUGUUCUUCCAUCAUUCUGUAUGUUCGGCUCCACAUUGGAAAUAGCAUACAGAAUAUUUACACAGCUUGGAUAAGUUGGACAGAGAGACUAGAUGAACACAGACUUCAGCACACAUAUUUGUCUAAAACUGGACAUUCGCUCCAGGGGAUUUUCCAAAUGACUCUUGUUUACUCACCCGGCUGUCAGAUACCCGUUCUUCAUAAUGCUGCUAUGGAAAUAUUCAGCUAUAUUUUUUAUUGAGCUCCAAAAUUUAAUAACCUCCGUGUAUCAAACUGCAUUUCAGCUCAAAUGCAAAUGCUUGAAUAUUCACAAUGGCUGCUUUUAGCAGCAAUUAGUUUAGCAACAUCCUUGCCAAUGAGGCGAUUAGCAUUUAAAAUGAUCCUCUGUGACAUUCACAAAAAUCCCAGGUGCUUCUUUUACUCCAAAUGCUAAGGUAUGCCCAGAAACACUGAGGAACCACGGGCAGUUGUUUAAUAAGAAGUGAAUAAAAUGACUGGGCCAAAUUUCUGGUUUCCUUUUUUACCAAAGAUUGCAGGUUUAUUUUCUGAUUUUGCAGGUGUUGUUCUGUACGCUUUCAUAAGCCGUCAGUUUCAGGUUGAGAGCUGUUGUUUUCAGUUCCUUUCAGAGGAGGCUAAAAAUGACAACUAGUGACAAUGGCUACACUGCAAAAAAAUGCUUUUCUUACUUAGAUUUUAUUGUCUUCUUUCUAGUCCAAAUAUCAAAAAAUUCUUACAUCAAGAAGCAAGCAAAACGUAAUGUUUCGGUUUAAGAAAUAAUAUGCCAAAAUUAAGUGAGUUUUUCCUUAAAACAGGCAAAAUAAUCAGCCAAUGGGAUAAGCAAAAAAUCUUGGUUUUCUUUUUGACAUAAGAUGAUUUUGCCUGUUU
This is a messenger RNA of Danio aesculapii, 4678 nucleotides long. It is a transcript of the gene drd1b, whose product is annotated as dopamine receptor D1b. Lineage: Eukaryota; Metazoa; Chordata; Actinopteri; Cypriniformes; Danionidae. The record is from RefSeq and is a predicted model, not a curated record. The transcript has 2 exons. Bases 786 to 2126 code for a protein of 446 amino acids. Gene Ontology annotation, cellular component: plasma membrane. Gene Ontology annotation, biological process: G protein-coupled dopamine receptor signaling pathway; vasodilation; adenylate cyclase-activating adrenergic receptor signaling pathway. Gene Ontology annotation, molecular function: G protein-coupled receptor activity; dopamine neurotransmitter receptor activity, coupled via Gs.